This is a messenger RNA of Monascus purpureus, 978 nucleotides long. NCBI's taxonomy places the organism in Eukaryota, Fungi, Ascomycota, Eurotiomycetes, Eurotiales, Aspergillaceae. The record is from the annotation of a GenBank genome assembly.
AUGGCUCCCGCAGCAGUCGACUCCCCCCUCCCCCCGCAAGGCCUCACUCCAGCGCAACUCUCCUUCUUCCGCGAAAACGGCUACCUCGUCAUCCCCGAUUACCUCACCCAAGCCGAAAUCAACUCCCUCAUCACCGAAACCGACUCUCUCCUGACCUCAUUCCCCCUCGACUCCCACCCGUUAACAGCCUUCACGACCGGCGACGACGUUAACGAAACCACCAAACAUGUAGGCGACGACUACUUCCUGAACUCCGGUGACAAAAUCCGGUUCUUCUUCGAACCAGACGCCUUCUCCACCACCCCGGACCCCGCAACGGGGAAAAAUACCCUCCUGAAACCCAAACACCUCGCCAUCAAUAAGAUUGGCCACUCGCUUCAUUCCCUCUCGGAGCCCUUUAAGAAGGUGUCAUUGUCGGAUCGGAAUGCUGCCAUCGCGAGGAGUUUGGGGUUCGUUGAUCCCCGCGUCUUGCAGAGUAUGGUUAUCUGCAAACAGCCUGGCAUCGGGGGCGCGGUGCCUCCUCAUCGCGACUCGGAGUUUUUGUAUACUUCUCCUCCCUCGGCGGUGGGGUGGUGGUUUGCGCUUCAGGAUGCGGGCCCCGGGAAUGCGACAUUGAAGAUGUGGAAGGGGUCGCAUUCUGGACGGAUUCGGAGGAGGUUCGUCAGGGCUGCCAAUGGGGGGACGGAGUUUAUUGAGAAUGAUGGGCCUGGUUUGCCCAAGGGUGUGCAGGAUGAUAAUGGCAAUGCUUCUGCUGGGAACGAGGAUGGGAGCGAUUCAGACGCCGAGGUGCUCACUGUCAAGGCUGGAUCGUUGGUGCUAAUCCAUGGGAAUGUCCUGCAUAGCAGUGAGAAGAAUACGAGUCCCAAGAGCAGAUAUGCGUAUACCUUCCAUGUCAUUGACAAUGGGGACGGGUGGGAAUACGAUGAGCGGAAUUGGUUGCAGCCGCCUGAUGACGGGUUUUCCAGAUUAUACCAGUAG